AACAGUGAUUAUUUAGAGAAAAAAAAAAAUGCACGCUAAAUUCUAAAACAAAUUCAUAUUAAGGUAAGGUCAAGCGAUAGUAUCUCAGCGUUAGGGCGUAGCGUAGGACAGUGAACCAGCGACGGCCUGUGUCAUAUUGAUCAUGCAACUUGAAGACGAGCUUCAAACAAUGGAGCCUAACAACAACACAGUAACACACGACGAAGAACAAGAAGACGACGACGACGAACAUGGCGUUCUCCUCUAUUACAAGUACGCCCAGAUCCCGGACCUCAACCAUCUCCUUGAUUUCUACACCUCCAAUUGCAAUUCCCUCCGCCUCCUCGGCCGUGUUCGUCUCUCUACUCUCGGCGUCAACGUCACUGUUGGUGGGACGCUAAGCUCGUUGAAGAAGCACAUUGCUGCGGUUGAGUGGAACAGUUUGUUCCAUGGCACCGACUUCAAGAUCGCGGCUUCUCCUCGCCCAAUGGGCGACAAGGUUGCCAAAGAAUGUGGAUUCACUUCUCUCUCAAUUCGCAUUGUGAAGGAAUUGGUUACUUUGCACUCUAAUCCUCUGCUACCAGAAAUUUCAGAUGCUGGGAAGCAUCUUUCUGCUCUCGAGUUUCACUCUGUUCUCCAAAAAGCUGAUGCUAGGGAUCCAACAGACAAUAAGCAACUUGUUUUGUUAGAUGCAAGAAAUUUGUACGAGACGAGAAUCGGAAAGUUCGAUGCUCCAAAUGUCAAAACUUUGGAUUCAGGAAUUAGGCAGUAUAGUGAUUUGCCCUUGUGGAUUGAUCAUAACUCGGAGAACUUGCGGGGCAAACAUGUCCUCAUGUAUUGCACUGGGGGAAUCAGGUGCGAGAUGGCAUCAGCUUAUAUAAGGUCAAAAGGGGCUGGUUUUGAGAAUGUAUUUCAGUUAUUUGGUGGAAUACAGCGUUAUUUGGAGCAAUUUCCUGAUGGUGGUUUCUUCAGAGGAAAGAAUUUUGUUUUUGACCACCGGAUAUCAGUUGGGAGCUCAGAUGCAGAUAUAUUGGGUAGCUGUCUUUUUUGUGGCUUACCCUUUGAUGAUUAUUCUUCGCGCCUCCGGUGCACUUACUGUAGAAUGCUUGUUUUGGUUUGUUAUAGUUGCCAGAAGGAGGGCAUUGCAUUUGUCUGUGAGCUAUGCAAGAAACACCACAAAGAUGUUGGGUUGAUUUCAUCAGUUGAAAAUGGCAGAUCAGAGGAAGUUUCAGCCUAUGCUGAACUCAAUACUGAUUCCGCAGAUGCCAAAAUCUCACCUCAUGUACCUGAGAAACAGGAUAACAGACAUCGACGAAAACUCAGAAUCUUAUGCUUGCACGGAUUUCGACAGAAUGUGUCUAGUUUCAAAGGAAGAACUGCGUCAUUUGCCAAGAAACUUAAGAACAUUGUUGAGCUUGCCUUAAUUGACGCGCCUCAUGAGUUGCCCUUCAUUUAUCAACCAAGUGUAUCAGAGUCGGAUCAAACUUGUGCAUCACCUUCACCACUAAAAGGUCCUCCUCCACCGUCGCAGCAUUGCAAGAAGAAGUUUGCCUGGUUAGUGUCACCCAAUUUCGGCCAAAGUAGCAAAACAGACUGGAAAAUUGCAGAUUGUCCAUUUGAUGCUCUCCAAUACCAGCAGCAAACUGAUGGGUUUGAGGAAUCAUUGGCGUAUGUAAAAGAUAUGAUCUCUCGAGAAGGGCCAUUCGACGGGAUCUUGGGAUUUUCUCAGGGUGCUGCAACGGCUGCCGCAGUGUGUGCUCGACUAGGGACACUUAAUGGAAAACUGGAGUUUAGAUUUGCAAUUUUGUGUUCUGGGUUUGCUCUGAAUUUACCGGAGCUUGACGGGGGAUUGAUCCAGUGCCCCUCACUUCACAUUUUUGGGAGUGACGAUGGAAAAGACAGGCAGAUAGCAAACAAAGCAAGCAGAGAACUGGCUUCAUUGUUUGACGAUGGUUGCUCUGUCGUAAUCCAACAUGACUCUGGCCAUAUAAUCCCUACUCGUUCUCCCUAUAUAGACCAGAUCAAAGAAUUUCUCCAACGCUUUCUCUAAUGGUCUCCAAUUCAUCUUUGUUUGCAUUAGCAUUUCUUUAACAAGCACAGAAAUAGUUCACCAAAAUGACAAUUAUUUUUAUUUAUCAUUUAUAAACAGUUUAUCAUGCCCAAAGAAUUGAAUCAAGGGAUAACAUCCUAUUUGUG
Messenger RNA from Morus notabilis, 2175 nucleotides. RefSeq names its product rhodanese-like domain-containing protein 6. The record is from RefSeq and is a predicted model, not a curated record. Lineage: Eukaryota; Viridiplantae; Streptophyta; Magnoliopsida; Rosales; Moraceae.